Messenger RNA from Hibiscus syriacus, 1102 nucleotides. RefSeq names its product probable BOI-related E3 ubiquitin-protein ligase 3. Lineage: Eukaryota; Viridiplantae; Streptophyta; Magnoliopsida; Malvales; Malvaceae. The transcript has 2 exons. The record is from RefSeq and is a predicted model, not a curated record. Gene Ontology annotation, molecular function: ubiquitin-protein transferase activity. The coding region runs from base 58 to 888 and encodes 276 amino acids.
UUGUUUCUUUUCGAGGCGUUGUUUGUUUUUGUUUGGUGGUUGAAGAUCAAGGAGAACAUGGCUGUACAAGCGCAGUUGUAUGCUGAUAAUAUCGGGUUUCCAUUCUGUGGUUCUUUGGAUUUGAUCGAAAAUGGUUGCGGUAUCGGUGCUGGUGCCGGUUUCAAUCAAUACGGUUUAAGUGUUCAUCAGUUAUCACACCUGCAACAACUGCAACAUCAGCAGCAGCAAUUUCAGUAUCUACAAAACCAGAAGCAAAGGAACCAGAAUCUUGAAUCCAUGAUGUUUAGCCAAAACAUGGUUUCUCAAGUCGAGAAGCAAAGGCACGAGAUUGACCAGUUCAUCAAAUCACAGAAUGAGAGGCUGAGAUUGUUGCUGCAAGAGCAGAGGAAGCAACAAUUGGCAGUACUGGCGAAGAAGAUCGAAACCAGGGCGUGUGUUUUACUCAACCAGAAAGACGAAGAGAUUGUAAAGGCGACGAACAAAGCAAUGGAGCUGCAAAAUCUGUUGGGAAGACUCGAGAUGGAGAGCCAAGCGUGGCAGAGAGUGGCGCAAGAGAAUGAAGCGAUGGUUCUCUCUUUGAACAACCGGCUCGAACAGCUACGGGAGCAAGCCUCUUGUCGGUUCAACAACAGCGUUGACGAUGCCGAGUCUUGCUGCGAAUGCGAACCUGAGGAAAACAACAACACUGUUUUCCAGGCCUAUCGAAGGAAAGAACACGACGAAGAAGAAAGAACAAUGGUUUGCAAAUGCUGCUAUCGUCGAGAUUCGUUCGUGUUGUUUCUCCCGUGCAGGCACCUCUGUUCGUGCAAGGAUUGCGCGGUUUUUCUUGAUUCUUGCCCCGUUUGUAAAACAGCUAAGAAAGGUAGCAUAGAGGCAUUGGUUUCCUAGGCAGGACCAGAAAAAAAAUUCAUGGAAAAAAAAAGCUAGGAAAGGGAAAGAUCUGAUCUUGAUGAUGAUGAUGAUGAUGGAUGAAAACAAGUAAGCCAUGUGGAUGUUCAUUAGGUUUUUUGUUUGGUUGCCUUUUUAGGUUGUACUGGCAUAUUAGACAUUGUAAUUAAACAAGCAAAAAUAGAAAAAUGAAUUGAACAGACAUUUACAGGGA